GGAGAAGCCCCAGACUGCCGGCCUGGACCGUGCUGCAGAAGUGAAAGUACUGUACUGCUUUUUUUCUGAAGGGGGGGGGCAGUUAAAAUUUCUGCAUGCCGUGGGGAUCUCAAACGGCUUGCAUUUGUCUAUUUACGUGCUUAAAAGCAGGGCACAAAUAAGAUCAACAAAAGGAUAAAAAUAAAACAGAACGAUUGUCGGGGGGGGGGGAAGGAACAAAACGAGAAAAAAAGGGCAGUUUUAAUGCGGAGGAAAAGAGAUCGGAGGGAGGACUCCACCAAUCCGAAGUGAACACAGAUUGUCCUUCGAGGUUACAAAGGUCACCAGAAGUUCUCCUUUCCCCUGAGAGGAGAGCUUCGGGCGUAGUAUAGACAAGUGCGGGGUGGGUGUGGGUGUGCGUGCGUGGAGUGCAGGCGUCAGGCCUUCGCUCUGGAUCGAGCUGGAAAUGGCUUCUGCGGACCGGGAAGAGUUCCUCCAAGAUGGCACCUGCGACGCUUGCGAGCCCGACGAAGCCCAGCCGGCGGCGGAGGUCUGCGAGGACUGCGCCUUCGCCUUUUGCCGGCUCCACGCCGACGAGCACCGGCAGAAAUACGGCGCUCACCGGACGAGGGGCUGGGCCGCUCCCGAGGGGGGAAGGCAGGCAGGGAGCCGGGAGGGCGGCUCGGCAAAGGCAGCCCCCGAAGAGGACGAGCCGGGGCCCCGCAAGCUGGAGCGGAAGAAGUGCGAGGAGCACGGCGAGGACCUCAGCCUGUACUGCCAAGAGCACGAGAAGAUCAUCUGCGUGCUGUGCGCCGUGUCCGGCCCUCACCGGCAGCAUGAGAUCAUCACGCUGAAGGACGCCUACGAAGCCUUCAGGAACAGAGAACAAGUGGACCUGAAGGUGGCCAUGCUAGAGAUGGUAGAAAGGCUAAAGUUCAAGUGUGCGGACCCCAAAGUGACUCAGGGUGACAUGAAGCAAUGCAUUCAGCAAGAAUUUGACAAAGUACGGCGUCUCGUUUGUGAAGAGGAGCGGCGAGCUCUUCACCUGGUGGAUCUCCAAGAAGCUUUGGCCACAGCUCACACCACAGAGGUUCUGGCCGACAUUGAUGUCCGCAUGGAGAAAUUGAUGACUGAGAUGGCAGAGCUCACAAGACAGCUUAACACCUUUAAUGAGCUAGCCCAGCUCAAGCCCAAGAGCACAGAUGAAGAAACCAGAGCUGAUGGUAUCCCUCCACUGAGCCCUCCCCAAAGGGACCGGCCAUAUAAUGAUGAUGAUCCAUCACCUACCAAUGGACCCUGUUAAGCAAAAGAAGUUUAGCUACUAAGCCGGCUGUGCAGAGGGAUGCACCUACAUUCAACAUCUGUAUGGUGAAGAUACCUUGACAUCUUUGAAGAUGAUCUCAAGACCUGAAUCUGUAUCGGAAGAAACGAACUCCUUUUUGUUUUUGCAGUACCUUUCCACUUUCUCUCAGAUGCUCUUUUCUUUCCCUCAGUUGCCUUCUUUGCAAACACCCUAUUUUUUUAUGACCAGUGAACCUUAUUCCCAAGGGUUGACAGUCACCCUAAAGACUGAAAAUAUGAGAUUAGUAAUUGAAAUAAAGAUAACACUGAAAUACAGGUAUAAAAGCCACACUGGUAUCAGGGUUCCUGAGGACUUUUUAAUAAUUCAUUAUAGCUGAGAUGAAACCACAGUUUUUGAAAAACACAUUUGAGAAUAAAUUUUUAAUUUAUAAUAUUGUUAAAAUGGUGGCUAACUUUCAGUAUAACUUAAAAGUGUUUCAACAUAGGUUUUGUUGUUGUUGUUUCUUAUUUAAAUUCUUAGAUUAGGCUGAUACUUUCCAGUCUGAAUAUACACUUUAGCUGUAGGCCUUAAAAUCCCAGUACUUAAUGCACAUUUCUAUAAGAACUUUGCUUUUUAAAAAAUUUAAAAAUCAAAAUACGAGACGCCUAAUAUAUUGAACUUUACAAUAUUAUCUUCAAAGCUUUUUUUGUUCAUUGGUCUUCUGGUUUCCAGUUUCUCUUAAGGUUUCAUAAUUUGUUGGGGGGAUUCAGAUUUUUUAAAAAAUAUACUUAAAAGGAAUACUAACAAUUUAGAGCAGACAUUCUAGUAGCAGCUAAAUUUUGUUCCUCUGUUGUUUUUCCUACAUGGGUUUGAAGAAUCAGCAGCACAAAGCUUCCAUUUAAGCAAAUUACAAUAUUGAUAUUUGA
Molecule: messenger RNA, 2187 nt
Organism: Pogona vitticeps (central bearded dragon)
Lineage: Eukaryota; Metazoa; Chordata; Lepidosauria; Squamata; Agamidae
Gene: TRIM44
Product: tripartite motif containing 44
Molecular function (GO): zinc ion binding
Source: RefSeq, a predicted model, not a curated record